This is a messenger RNA of Habropoda laboriosa, 1524 nucleotides long. RefSeq names its product T-box transcription factor TBX20-like. The record is from RefSeq and is a predicted model, not a curated record. Gene Ontology annotation, molecular function: RNA polymerase II cis-regulatory region sequence-specific DNA binding; DNA-binding transcription factor activity, RNA polymerase II-specific. Gene Ontology annotation, biological process: regulation of transcription by RNA polymerase II; cell fate specification; positive regulation of DNA-templated transcription. Lineage: Eukaryota; Metazoa; Arthropoda; Insecta; Hymenoptera; Apidae. Gene Ontology annotation, cellular component: nucleus. The transcript has 6 exons. Bases 1 to 1524 code for a protein of 507 amino acids.
AUGCCUACAAAGGGGGAAAGGGGAAAAGCGACGGACUUCAGCAUCGCGGCCAUCAUGGCGCCCAGGGGUCCGUCCUUCGGGCAUUACCACCUGCAGGGCAUUGGCAACGCCGCCGCUACCGCUAAUACCAGCUUGGAAUGUCCAACUGGCAAAGCAUUCGUCGCCAACUCUGUCCUCGAUCACCGAGCGAGGACGUCGCCGGUGAACAUAGUCGCAACCGCGACCGUCGUCACCGACGAAGCUUUGUUGCCGGACGACGAAGUGGACAACUGCGAAGGUGAGAGCGAAGGAACCGAAAAAUCGACCAACGAGGAGGACGAAGAGGUGGACGUGGACGUCGAAGAGUGUAGCAGCGUGGACGACGGACCGGUCCACGGUGUCCCGGACGAUUUGAGCACGUCUUCGUCGAGAAAGUGCCAAGACGCUUACAGCGAACACGAGCGGAAGCAUCGGCUUCGAACCAGUUGCAAUUCCGACGAGCUCCGUGACGUCGAGUGCCAUCUCGAAACGAAAGAGUUGUGGGACAAAUUCAACGACCUCGGGACAGAGAUGAUCAUCACGAAAACUGGCAGGCGGAUGUUCCCGACCUGCCGGGUGUCGUUCAGCGGAUUAAAGUCGGAGGGAAGGUACGCGGUGCUGAUGGACAUCGUUCCGGUGGACAACAAGAGAUAUCGGUACGCGUACCAUCGAAGCUGUUGGCUGGUCGCGGGGAAAGCGGAUCCUCCGGCGCCGGCGCGACUCUACGUUCAUCCGGACUCGCCGUUUACCGGGGACCAGCUACGAAAGCAGGUGGUCUCGUUCGAGAAGGUCAAGCUGACCAACAACGACAUGGACAAGCACGGUCAGAUCGUACUGAACUCGAUGCACAGAUAUCAGCCGAGGAUACAUUUGGUUCGGUGUCGGCAAACCGACGACAACAAUCUUCACAUAACCGACCUUCAGAAGGAGGAGCACAAAACGUUCAUAUUCCCCGAGGCUAUUUUCACCGCGGUUACUGCCUAUCAAAAUCAGUUGAUAACCAAGCUGAAGAUCGACAGCAACCCGUUCGCGAAAGGUUUCCGAGACUCUUCGAGGCUGACGGAUUUCGAUCGGGACCCGAUGGAGCUGAUGGAGCAACAGUUGGUCAGGUGUGGCGUCGCGCCCGUCCGAUUGUACGAACAAAAAAAGCAACAGCAGUCCCAGCAGCAGCAACAGCAACAGCAGCAGCAGUCGCAACACGACACCUCUCCGCACGCGUUACCGCCUUGGAUAACGCCCUCGACGGCCCUUCUUUACGGGAGCGUGGGCCAGCCGCAUCCUGGAAGCAGGUCCGCCACCGGAUCCACGUCUCCGUAUCCGGCCGCGGCGGCCACCGCGCCCUUCCCCUAUCCCGCGGCCUUGCCCUGGCCCUGGCAGCCGCCGCCAGUCGCCAUCAUCUCGCGAAGAUCGUCGCCUCCUACCGCCGCCUCCCUCAGGUACACCCCGUAUCCACCCCCGGCCAGCACACCACCGCCCCUCAGACCCCGUCCACCCACCCCUAAUUAG